Molecule: messenger RNA, 1488 nt
Organism: Rhododendron vialii
Lineage: Eukaryota; Viridiplantae; Streptophyta; Magnoliopsida; Ericales; Ericaceae
Product: RING-H2 finger protein ATL74-like
Exons: 1
Coding region: 757-1254 (165 amino acids)
Biological process (GO): protein ubiquitination
Molecular function (GO): transferase activity
Source: RefSeq, a predicted model, not a curated record
CUCUCUCUCUCUCUCUCUCUCUCUCUCUCUCUCUCUCUCAAAAGAAAGGAAACCCUUUGCUUUUAAGGCUGUAACAAUUGAUCAUUUUCAAUCUCAAUCAUCUUUUGCUAUCGAGUUGGGUUUUGGUUCCAAGUAGAGCAACGUAACAAGGAGAGCAGGACCAUUUUCCCCCUGUAUUAUCACCCAGCAAAACGGUCCCCAAAUUCGGAUAACCACCACCCCAUCAAUACCCAAAAUUUUCCAAUCUCUUUUUCCUUAUCCUCAAUACAAACAAGAUGCCCUUUCCAUGUCUUUUUCUAGUUCGAAUCUUGACAACAUCUCUCUAACCAAAACAAACACUUUCCUCCUCCUCCUCCUAGAAAAUCAGCCAAGUAUGUUUUGGCUUAUGCUAUCAAUAGUAAGUUUGUUGAAAAUAGAGGUCCGUCGAGCCAGGUAAAUUCUUCUGUUAUGCCCCAUCGAUUUUGCUAGUAAGUUCGUUCUUUGGCUCGUUCGUAUUCGUUUUUGUGUUCGUGUUCGUGUUCGUGUUCGUGUUCGUGGGAUUGCGAAAAUCAUUAACAUCCAACACCAAGAAAGUAGAAGAAGUGACGACACUGGUUUUCUUCACUGGUAAAUUUCCUCUUCUAAAACAUAGACCCCCAAUUCCCCGAAAGCAGUCAAGACUUUUUUUUUUAUUACUUAGAUGUCCACACUAGGUUACGCUGUAAUCUAGAGACCAAUCCACGGUGCAUCAGAGAACCCCGUUGGGACUUUUGAGUAAUGGUGAAUUUACGUCGCCGCAUCCUCCACACAUCUCCGCCAGCAAAUCCCAACGACGCAAAUGUUUCAUACACCAAUACCGACACCAGUUUCGACACGACUAUGGUGAUCGUAUUGGCAUCCUUACUUUGCGCGCUGAUUUUCGCACUCGGGUUGAACACAAUAGUUCGUUGCGCUCUACGUUGCAGGCGCAGAUUUUCCGCGGCAGAGUCCAACUGCCGCGGCCUCAAAAAGCGCGCUUUGCGCCAGAUUCCGGUGGCGGUUUACGGGUCCGAAAUGAAGAUCUCGGCCACUGAAUGCCCGAUUUGCUUAGGUGAGUUUGUGGAGGGUGAGAGGGUUCGGGUGCUGCCAAAGUGUAACCACGGGUUUCAUGUGAAAUGCAUUGACAGGUGGCUGUUGUCGCAUUCGUCGUGUCCCAAUUGCCGCCAUUCGUUGGUUGAAAUAGCUACGGAUUCACGUGUAGAAGGUGAAGCCGCCGCACCUCGGCCGCUGGUUUAGUUGUUGAUAAAGUAUCGUCGGAUGAAUAUUACUCGCUUUGAACGGAAUAUUACUCGCUUGGAACGGAAUGCAUACCGAGCUCACUUCGACGAUCAUGUCCUUUCGUUUUUGUAAAGAUUGAAUUUUUUUUUUUUUGUAGUUUAUACAGCGAAAAUCAACUGAAUCAGAUAGUGAUAAAUGUUUGAUCAAAACAUUAUCUAAAAUUAUGAAGCGAAAUGAGUAUUGUUUGGUCAA